Messenger RNA from Zalophus californianus (California sea lion), 676 nucleotides. RefSeq names its product C-C motif chemokine ligand 1 (gene CCL1). Gene Ontology annotation, cellular component: extracellular region. Bases 60 to 344 code for a protein of 94 amino acids. Gene Ontology annotation, molecular function: chemokine activity; CCR chemokine receptor binding. The record is from RefSeq and is a predicted model, not a curated record. The transcript has 3 exons. Gene Ontology annotation, biological process: positive regulation of GTPase activity; cellular response to tumor necrosis factor; inflammatory response. NCBI's taxonomy places the organism in Eukaryota, Metazoa, Chordata, Mammalia, Carnivora, Otariidae.
CUUAGCUUCACCAGACACAUCGAGACCACUGUCAAGAGGUCUGAGCCACACUGUGCAGGAUGAAGCUCGUCACCAUGGCCCUGGCGUGCAUGCUGCUGGCUGGGAUGUGGCUUCGAGACGUGGACGGCAGGAGCAUGCAUGUGUCAUCCUCCAACUGUUGUUUCGUCUUUGUGGAGAGGAAGAUUCCCCAGAAGAUAAUCCAGUGUUAUAAACCCACCAGCUCCACCUGCUCCCACAAGAGUCUAAUAAUCAAGCUGAGGGGCGGCAGAGAGACAUGUGUCUUGGAGACAGCCUCAUGGGUUAAACCUCAUUUAAAAACUAUGAAACCAUGCCCGCUAAAGUAAAUGUGGGAGGAUUUCUUUCCAUCCUGGACUCCGAAGACGGCGUGGCUUCACCUGUCCCCCCAGCCCCCCACCCCACACCAGUCCUUCUGCCCAGCUUUGCCAGGUCACGGAGGGUCUGCUCAGUCCUGAUAAGCUAUGUUGUUGCACUUUAUAUAUUUAAAUGUUAGAAUCUUCGAUCCCUGCCUCUCUGGGCUUCUUGGAUCCCACAGGGACUUCAGGGUAUAAGCUUGAUUAGCAGUGAGAAGCUGGGGCCAGGGGCAGGUGGAGGGGAGCGGGGAGACAUGUUGAAACUGAUGCCCAAAGAACUGACUUCUUGUCCAAAAGAGCCAAUA